Lactuca sativa (garden lettuce) is the source of this 1179-nucleotide messenger RNA. RefSeq names its product zinc finger BED domain-containing protein RICESLEEPER 2-like. The record is from RefSeq and is a predicted model, not a curated record. Lineage: Eukaryota; Viridiplantae; Streptophyta; Magnoliopsida; Asterales; Asteraceae.
AUGGACCCAUUAAGUCCAAUGAAAGGAAUGGGAGUUGAAACAGGUGUUAGGAUUGAUAAUCCGUCAUUACAAUCAGUACAUGGUAUGGAUCACACAACCACUCCUAAUGAAGAUAAAACAAGUCAAAUUCCUAAUGAAAAUGAAAGUGUGAGAGAAGAAAAUAAGGAAAUUGGUGAAGAUGAACCUAGCAGGUGUGAUGUGGAUUCUAUGCCACCAUUGAUCGGACCUGAUACAAAAUAUGAUGAAAACAAGAUGAGGGAGGCCAUAGCUAAUUGGAUACUUAGUACUGAGCAACCGUUUGCUACUGUGGAAGAUGCCAUGUUUGUGAAAAUGAUGAAGACAGCUACUCCAUUGUUUGAGAAAGUAAGCAGAGUUACAAUUACAUCAGACUAUUUUAAGGUAUACGAGCAUGAGAAGAAAAGGUUGAAAGCCCUUACAAAAGUUGCCUCUAAAAUCAGUUUAACAACUGAUUGUUGGAAGUCCUCGCAUCAGAAAAUUGAGUAUAUGGUUAUUACUGCACACUUUGUAGAUCAUAAUUGGAGAUUACAGAAAUAUGUAUUAAGUUUUGAACAUGUUCAUCCUCCUCAUACUACGGUUGAUAUUAUUGAUGGUAUUUACAAGUAUUUGCAAGAGUGGGAAAUUAAAGAUAAGAUUUUCACCAUCUCUGUUGACAACAUAGCUUAUAAUGACAAAGCAUUAAGAAGAUUGAAAGAAAAUUUUUCCCGAGUAAGAAAACUUUCAUGUGGUGGUAUAUUGUUUCGUAUACGGUGUUGUGCACACAUAUUGAAUCUUCUAGUGAAAGAUGGUCUUGCAAUAAUUGAGCAUAUCAUCAGGGAUGUUCGUGAGGGUAUAAAGUAUAUGAACAAUUUGGAGGGUAGAUGUCUAAAUUUUUCAAAAGCUGCACAUCAAAUGCACAUACUUGAUCGGAAACUAAUGCUUGAUGUUCCAACACGAUGGUAUUCAACCUAUGAUAUGUUGUGCAUGACUUUAAAGUUCAAAGAUGCUUUCCCAAGGUAUGUAGAGUAUGAACCACAUUUUCAUCACUUGCCAACUCACGAAGAUUGGGAAAAUGUUCAAAGCGUAUGUGAAAAUUUGAAGUUUUUUAAGGUGUGCACGAAUAUCAUCUCGGGCAGUGAUUAUCCUACUGCUAAUUUAUAUGUAAUUGAGUGUAUAGAGUAA